Cuscuta epithymum is the source of this 421-nucleotide messenger RNA. NCBI's taxonomy places the organism in Eukaryota, Viridiplantae, Streptophyta, Magnoliopsida, Solanales, Convolvulaceae. The record is from the annotation of a GenBank genome assembly.
AGAGCUUGCUGGCUUGUUCCAGAAUUGGAGGGAAGAGGAUGCUUAAUCUCUGGCGGCCGAAGGUUGUGCAGGGACGGAAGAUGGAUGCUUGGUCUUUGGCGGCCAAAGGUCAUGGACGAAGCGUUGAGCUUGAGGUUGGAACAGAUCUGGAUUCGAGGUCAUUUGUGUUAGGUGGCGACAAAGAAGGUUUGGUAGAGAACCUGAUGAAUAAGAGACAACGUGAGGAAGAAACUUCGGUACUGCUGGACCGUCCACCUCCAGAACCGCCGCCAUGGAGUGCAGUAGAGUCUAGGAUUUGGAAGCAUCUUUUUAAUUUUACCGUUUGCUUGCGUUAUAUUUUUCACGAUUAGACUGUUUAUUUUUUUGCUGCCUACUUUUAUUAUUGUAAGACUCUUGCAUUACGAUUGAGUGAGGUUUACUU